This is a messenger RNA of Xyrichtys novacula (pearly razorfish), 6972 nucleotides long. NCBI's taxonomy places the organism in Eukaryota, Metazoa, Chordata, Actinopteri, Labriformes, Labridae. The record is from the annotation of a GenBank genome assembly.
CGCUAAUCACGCUGACGCCUGGAUGACCUCAACAAAACCAGCAGAAAUCAUGUAAACUAGCAAUUUCUGCGUGUUAGCGAAUCAAAAUCUAAGUUUUUGAUUAAGUUACCGUAUUACACUCAAAAGUGUGGACGGAUUAAUGACGACUUUUAGAAGUUGAACUCGGUAAGUAGUAACAUGUCUUGUCACCUGCCCGCGUUUGUACAUGUGUGCUGUAAAAGUCCGCGGGAAGAAAAUAGUUCCUACAGCUCUCAUUCAAGAAAAAGUAAACAAAUGUGCAUAAAAAUGAUCGCAAAGAGGUGGUCUGUUAUGACUUCUUUAUAUCGCAGCAUUCAGGGGGUCAAGGUCUGGUUGUUUUCUGCUAUAUUAGCCGGUUGCUAGCUGUCAGCUGAAUGCUAACCUGCAGGUGUGUCCUGGUCUCGUAUUCUCAAGUUAAAUAACUUUAUGUGCAAAUAAAAGAGAAAUUAACGCUGAUUUAAGGAGCUCAGAAAAAAAUUACAUGCUCCUUAACUGGGAAAAAAAUAAAUAUGUAUGAAGUAAAUGAUAAAGGUCCUGGAAGUAUAUGCUCCCUUGUUUAAUAAGUCAACUGGACUCAGUUUUUACUCAACAAUAUUUUUAUCAUUUUUAUACAGAACAAAACAGCACAGUGAGCUAUUGAGAGAGCACAAGAUACAAAGGAAACAUUAGUCACAAACACCCCCAGACCCUGUCUACCGCUGGAUAUUCCUGUUACUGUGCUUAAAGAACAAAUUCAACAAAAUGAGUUAAAUGAAUUACUGUGCGGUAAGAGAAAUACAAAUGUAGAGAAGUCGCUAGAAACUUAAAAAGUCCAAAAAAGAGAGAAGAAUUUAAAUUGUAUGAUUAUAAAACAUCACAGAUAUAUAUAUCACAAAAAAACUGGAGUGUGAGAGGUAAACGUUUCUACUAAAAUAACAACUCAAGUACCACAUUAGAGGAUGCAAAAUAUAGUUAGUCAAACUUAGAUUAAGUUAAUGCAGUGAACAAAGUGUGAGGUUAAGCUUACUGUAGUAAUACCAACUGAGAAGUGCAGUGAUAGUGUCCUCCACACUACACAAGGGAACAUGUAGACGGUCAUAAAACUAGUUCUCAUGGUACUGUAAGGUCCAUUAUUGCUUUUCAUGGGUUCUCAUUAGGGCUGGUCAUAUCCCGAUAUAUUUAGGCUGAAUAUCAAUAUAGGAUAUAUAUCCUGAUAUUGUUUUCGCAAAGUGAGAGCAAAUGUUUCGUCACAGUCAAAGACAAAUAUGGCAUGUCACAUGUCUUUGUUUAAAGCUUUUGUGCGAGAAACACCAGCCUGUCAACAACAGCAUCAGAUAUCUGUACAUCGAUAUGUGAUAUGGUCCAAUUCCACAUCUUAUUUAAAAAUAUAUUGAUAUAUUUCUUAUAUCGAUAUAUCGCCCAGUCCUAGUUCUCAUAUAAUCUCACUGUUUCCAUGUUUUAGACCAAAAUAAGUUUUCUUGUUGCAACUUUAAAAAAGUAAAAGACAUUUUCCAAAGUAUCGUGUUCUGUUCUGAGUUGAUUCAGAGGAAGUGCAGAAAGACUCUUUUCUUCAAUCUAUCUAUCACCACCAUUAUUGAUUUGCCGUCACCCUCUGGGGUCCUCCUCUGCAGCGAAUGGGGAGAUGUGGUGUUACCAAAAACCCGACUAUGAAGCCCUCCUCCUUGCAGAGCUGCAAAGACAGCAGCAGUGCAGCCAGUUCUGUGACACGCUGCUCAAGACAGAAGGUAUGAAGACAAACAACAGCUCACAAACAGCAGCCACUAACCCACUGUACUCUUGCUGUCACUCUGAUAAUCACUUGGUUCUGGAGGCAUACACAAGCACCACUUGCAAAUGCUCCCUGUGUUGCCAUCCUAACAUGUCCUACCAUGUUGUUUCAUGUAUCUGUGGAAGCUGUUAUUAUCCCUCCCUAACUCUCUCUCUUUCAGGUGUUUCUGUACCUGCUCACAGCUGUAUUCUUUCAGCCAUCAGCCCUCAAAUGUCCUCCUCCCUGUCCGCCAUGCCGCAGCCCCCUGCAGGACAGAGUCGUCUCCUGGAGUUUCAGGCUCUGGGCGCCAGCACUCUCCUCCAAAUAGUUAGACUGCUGUACUCAGGAAAGAUGGUGGGGCAGGGGGAGGAAGAGAGGCACGAGGCUGUUUCUGCUGCAGCCAGGCUGGGCAUCCACGGGCUGGUGGAGGUUAUUAGAGGAAUAAGUGGUGCAGCAGAAAGCCGGCACAAGGAGGUCGGUGUGCAGACAGAGCCGAUGAUUCUUGGGGAAAACAGAGGGAGAAGAGGUUGGUGGAGCAGAGAGGAGAGGGAUGGAGUUACUUUUCUGAGGAGAGGGUCAGAGGGUCAAAAAGAUGCAUGGGCUCAGACAGAGGAGCCCCAGGUAAACACCAAUCCUCCCUUACAUCAAGCUGUCUCCUAUGAGACCAUUGACGUAGGUGCUCUCCAGACAUUAGGAUCAUUAGACCUCCAUCAAAUUCAGACCCAAUUCUCCUACAUCCCAGUCUCUCAUGUCUACCCACCAAAUGAAAACCAAGGCGAAGCAACUUCAGGUGCCGACCCUAGGAGCUGGUGGUGUACAUCUCAGGAUAACAUCUCAGGAUUCACCAGCUACUCCCAGAAUCCUCCCAGGAGGGAGGGCCGCCGCAGGGGCCGACCACGAGGUAGCCGGGCUGUAGGAACUAGAAGUGCCAGAAGAACUAGGUCCGAAGCGAGAGGAGCCAGUAGACCACGAGCAAGCACAGGAGGGAGGGGAAGAGGAAGGGGGAGAGGAGGUAUAACACAAACUGUGGAUGUGCAGACUGUAGGGGUGGGCAAGAUUCAGAAGAUGUUCCUGCAGAGGUGGGGAGUGAGAACGCCCAGGACUGGGCAGGGUGGAGGUGCUGUGGGACGGAUGUUGUGUCUGAAGACCAGAGAGAUUCUGAAGACGACCAAGAGCUGUACACGGAGGAGGCGCGCUCAAAAAUGGGACUUCGGUCAGAGUGGAGAUUUGGGAGAGAGAGGAGGAGGUCAACUGCGGCAGGUGAGUGUGUGCAGCAGUGUCAGUGAUAUCAAAGCCUGACGAGGGGACAGAAAGUAGUAAUUUUAAUGAUUUAUCUGAACAAAAAGUUUAAGGUCCAAUUAAUGAAUUCACUAAUCCACAGUUUAAGAGCAGCUUGGAUUCUAAAACAAGACAUAAAAGGCUUCACAAUCCAGGUUAUAGAUAAAGACGAUUUUCACAGCAGUAAUGUGAAAUCGACUAACUUUGUCAUGCUUUUCAACCAUCUCAUGACCUUUUUUCUCUCCCUCCCCCCACCUCUCAUAAAAAAAUAUGUGGAAGGAUUUUUUUGUAAUUGUCCCUCUUUUCUUCCCGUUACUACAGAGCGACCUCCCCGCUCAGAGAGAGAGAAUCACACCAACGUCAGCCUCCUUUUCUUCUCCUCCUGUGUGUUUUUACAACGUACACCAUACAUUACCAGCCUCCAGCCCCGCUCUCCAGCCCUCUCUAUCAUCCCCUGCAGAUUUACACCAGCAUCCAGCACCGUCCCUCCACCACAUCACCUCCCUCCCAUCUCCAAACCCUCCACCCAAUGAGCCUGAACACAUUGAUCGCCUCUUGGAGGAAGUGAUGAUGGGCCUUAACAUUUUGCCGAACCAAACCAAGCACCAAGAAAGUACAACUGUACUUGUUGAAAGAGGAUCCAGACAUGUUGGUGGUGGUGGUGGUGGUGGUGGCAGCUCCUCUGGCUCUGCAGUACCUGUCCUGCAGCAGCAAGGAGAGGGGGAGCUGCAUGACAUGCUGGAGAACUUCCUCCAGUCUUUUGAGCAGCAUCUUCACAGCUGUUCCACCACAGAGGAGACAGAGAAAGAUGGUCAGAGCAGCGCAGAUGCAGCUCUGAACAAACACAAAAGAAGGACCAAUAAAGCGGACACUGUGCAGAGCAGCUCACAGCCACGCAGAUCUCCUGCUGUUCCUCAGAAACCCACAGAGACGGCGACACGUGUCAAAGUACGUCCUAAACGACCAAGAAAGAGGAGAAAAAAUCAGUAUCUGUUUACAAUGGAGAGAAAGAGGGUAAGAAAGCGUGUGUCUUCAAGUAAAGCAAAGGACAAAACUGUCCCUGAUCGAGGAGACAGGCAGCUACAGCAGAUGCCUGUGGUGAAACUGGAGAGGAGUGGCCCGCUGCCAGCCCGAGUUACGCUGCAGGGACUCAGCUGUCAGAGCCAGGAAGAGGUGACAAACAUUUUGAACAACUCUGCUCUCAUGCCUCUGAUUAUAUCCGCUGUCAUCAUCACACACACAUGAGAUUACUGAUGUGGCAAAGUAUCUAAAUGAAAAUGUAUGUGGUCUUUUUUUUUUAGGGUCCGCUAAUAACAAAGAGCAGUUCAUUGCCAGAGACGGACACGAAUGGAGGCUGGACGAGAAAGGUUUACCCAAUCAGGAGCAGAUUCAGGGAGGCACACAUCACGGUGAGGACGAAUCUUUUAACAAGGAGGUGUCAUGGUCCAGGAUGAUUUAUCUUUAUAACUUUUGUGAUCUUCUAAGCUUUCCUCUAGCAGCAAUAUUUCUUCAUCUACAAGAACGGCACACAACUUUUUCACAGACAUCCACUGGUCCUCGGCAGUGAAAUUUUAUCUCUGAGUUUGCAUGAAGCAUUGUUUGGGGGUCUAAACCUGAAAUCAUCAUGACCAAAUUUAGAUAUUUCAGUUCUUCCUCAGUUGCAAUACAGUUUGUGUGGCCUUGCAUACUGAAGGUCUUUAACACAAGUAAGACAUUUUGCUGAAGCCAGUUUCAAAAGUGUGCAGACUGCAUUCCAACACAUCUCUCAUAGCCCUGACCUGCAAAGAACCGACCCUGAUGACUUUAGUGAUUGUUGGCUCAUGGCCUUGUCAAGGGUCAAACUUACAGGAGAAAUAUGGAAUCAGAUUUGUGUCAAAAUAAUCAAACAAAACUUCAAUUUGUAGCAAAAAUAAGAAUUUGAGAGAAAAUAAAAGUCACUGAAGCAAAAAAAAAAGUCUUCUCAAAAGUAAAAUAUGUCACUUGCAAACAAAUUAUUUGUGCAAUUGUGUAAACUACUGGUCUUUUACUUUUUGUCAAAUAUCCUUUUGUUUACAGUUUCUUCUGUUUCUUUCUCCCUGACCAGAUUUUCGCUCUCACUGCCCGUUUUACAGUCUUGCUGCCAGCUCUCUCGUUAGCGCUCUCUGAGUUUUUGUCUGCGGUUCUGACUCAAACCUCUUGCGUGGGUGGGACUUUUCAGGGGUGCAGGGCCAUUGGCUGGUGAAUUUUUGUGUGACACCUCAGUGGCCGGUGUUGUGCUGAGAAAUAAAUACUCUCUGCGUGUUUAUGUCUUCAGCUACAUGUAUCCUCAUCAUCAGCAUGUUGGUAUUGUUUUUAUGAUUUCAGAGCUUUAAGCAGGACUCUUGACUCUAUACUUAUCUAUAUAAUCUAUGAGGGUUCAUUUCUUUCACAGGACUCUAUGCCCUUUCUCCAUGAACCACUUCUAACUAAACAACAGCAAACAGCUGAUAAACCAUGUUCCAGGCAAAGCAGGUCCAGAAAUAAUGGACAACUUCACGGCGUAUGUAACGGCGAGAGUUCAGUGUCACCAGUUCAACAGCAGCAGCAGCAGCACCCCCCCGUGGAUGAACAAGAGGAAAAUCAAGAACAGCACGAAGAAGGAGAAACAAAUGUCCAGCCACAUGGAAAGGCGAAGGGGCUCAGAGCGACCGGAGAGAAGAGGGGGGCUGAGUCAGACGAGGAGACAAGCGAGGAUACCAAUGAAGCCAAGAGGUUGUGUUUAGAGCAGCCAACACAAGGAGAAACCUCUGUGUCUGCUGAAUCAGCGACCACAGAGAGGCCACAAUCCACAGAAAAUCUGAACCCGGGUUCCACUGGAAGCUGUGAAGGAGACAUAGAUGAGGACAUCGAUGUCAUCGGAGGCUCCAGUCCUGUCCCUGAUCCGGUGAUCAUCAGCUGGUCGAUGUCUUCAGAAGAUGAGGAGGAGGAGGAAGGUGAACCAGAUGAGGAUAUUGACAUUAUUGGAGACAAGACAAACUACGGUCCGUCAGCGUUUUCGACUGCUGUGAAAGACGAGCAUGAAAACAACAGCUUGAGGUCCUCUUUAACUUUAGUUUGAGUUAAACUCCUGUCACUAGAGGCAGAAAAACAUUACUGUAUUUCUUUUAAUUUCCAGGACACGUUGUUGAGUUCGGUUUUAUUUAGCUUUGAGCCAAACUUUGUGGUUUCAUCAAAGAUGUUUUUAUGCCAAAGCACACGUGUAGACACACUUUACGACCACGUGAGGGGCUUUUGCUUUCCUUUUUCUACUGUUUAGGAAAAAACAAAGUGAGGUAAAGACCUGCUUCAUUAUGCACAAAGACAGUUAGUGAACUAUAAUCAGAAACAAGACAGCUAUUCAGUUUUAGCUCUUAAGUUUGUUUUAACCAUCUGUUAACCAGCAAAGUUGACUGGGAGAGUUUGAUUUUUGUACUUUUAGAUGUUUGGAUUUUACAAAAAGACAAAGUUGUUACUUUGACUGUUCAGUAAAUUAAUUUGUUUACAGAUUCGUUCAGCAGUCAGUUCAAGUUUCAAAAGACAUUUCGUACCACUAAGAAAAGAACAAUCAGGUUAAUAUACUGAAAGGAAUCAGUGGUGUUUUAUUACAUGUAAGUACAACUAUUACUGUAUAAGCUGUAAAAGAAUUGAUAAUGUCCCUUCUUUGUUCCACAAGUUUGUAAAUGUUUCAGGAAAAACUCCUUCUUGUUUUACUUUGUGUUCGAUAAUGUUUCAUGAAGCACUUUCCAGAUUUUGACUGAUAUUUACAGUAAAAAAUACUUCUCUGUACUCCUGGUGUUGCAACAGUUUGAUUUUGUGACAUCUACAGGCUCUUCAUCGGGUUUUCUUUUGCUUUUCCCGUUUAGUUUUCUCCACCCAUUUAUCUUCUGGAUCAACAAAGAGACUGUGUGUGCAGUCCAGUAUCCACACCCGUG